UCAAUAAAAACCCUGGGCAGACUGAGCAGGCAGGCAGAGGUUUCUUGGGCAUCGGGUCGUAGGGGUGCAAGCAUGCUGUUUUCUGGGCUACUGUCUUCGCUGUUGCUGGCGGCGAUCACCGUCGAUGCUGAAAUUUAUUUCAAAGAGCAAUUUCUCGAUGGAGAUGCCUGGAAGACCCACUGGGUGGAGUCCAAGCACAAGUCCGACUAUGGAGAGUGGAAACUGACUGCAGGAAAGUUCUAUGGCGACGCAGAGAAGGACAAAGGUCUGCAGACGAGUCAGGAUGCCCGCUUCUACGCACUCUCUUCCCAGUUCAAGGCCUUCAGCAACGAGGGCAAGACCCUGGUGGUCCAGUUCACGGUCAAGCACGAGCAGAAGAUCGACUGCGGCGGCGGAUACGUCAAGGUGUUCCCCGCCGACCUGGACCAGGCCGACAUGCACGGAGACUCGCAGUACUACAUCAUGUUUGGCCCCGAUAUCUGUGGUUACAGUACCAAGAAGGUUCACGUCAUCUUCAACUACAAGGGCAAAAACCACCUCAUCAAGAAGGAAAUCAAGUGCAAGGAUGACGAGCUGACGCACUUGUACACCCUGAUUCUGCGGCCUGACCAGACCUACGAGGUGAAGAUCGACAACGAGAAGGUGGAGUCGGGCACCCUGGAGGAGGACUGGGACUUCCUUCCCCCCAAGAAGAUCAAGGACCCCAACGCCAAGAAGCCCGAGGACUGGGAUGACCGGGCCAAGAUCGACGACCCCGAAGAUGUCAAGCCUGAGGACUGGGACAAGCCUGAGAACAUCCCUGACCCCGAUGCUAAGAAACCCGACGACUGGGAUGAGGAGAUGGAUGGAGAGUGGGAGCCGCCCAUGAUCCCCAACCCCGAGUACAAGGGAGAGUGGAAACCGAAGCAGAUUGACAACCCCAACUACAAAGGCGUCUGGGUCCACCCCGAAAUUGACAACCCCGAGUACACCCCUGAUUCCACCAUCUACAAGUUUGACAACAUCGGGGUGCUGGGUCUGGACCUGUGGCAGGUGAAAUCUGGCACCAUCUUCGAUAACUUCCUGAUCACGGACGAUGAAAAAGCUGCAGAAGAGUUUGGCAAAGAGACCUGGGGAGUGACCAAGGAGCCCGAGAAGAAAAUGAAGGAGAAGCAGGAAGAGGAGGAGAGAAAGCAGCGUGAGGAGGAGGAGAAGAACAAGAAGGAGCAGGAGACGGAGGAGGAUGACGAGGAGGACGAAGAGGAAGGCGAGGAGGAGGAUGACGAGGAGGACAAGAAGGAGGAGGGGGAGGAAGAGGAUUCAACGGAAACCGAAGCUCCAACGAAAGACGAACUCUAGACUGGGGUCAGUUGGCAGCCCAGGGACUGUGGCCGCACAUCCUCGCAGAAGAUACAGGCGCCAGCCUCUGCUGCAACUUCUCCCUUCCUCUCCCGCCAUUUUAUUUUUUUAUAAUUGGCACCGAUUGCCCCCUCCUAGCUUUUAUUUUCCUAAAUAAAUGACACAUCAGUGACAUAACAGUAAAGGGGUGAGAUUCUCCCAGUCACAAACAUUGUUGUUUUGAUUUGUUUUUUCCCUGCCAUAUCAUAAAGAGCUCAUGUGGCUCUGCCUGAAAGAUAGAGGUGUCUGCGCUCUCUGAGCGCGACUCUCGCAUGCACAUGGCCUCUGCUCGCUUUUCUCCCAGCCCAGGGCUGCUCACACACCCCGGUGCUUUACUACAGCACCAUGAAAGCAAUGGAGGAGUGCAGAAUUGUAUUUUAAUUUAUUUAAACUUAUGGCUCGUGUUCACAUGGUUGUUUUGUUUUUUUUUAAUCCCUAUGCCGUAGUCCCUCUAAGCAGUUAAGAGAAGGUGGUGCCUCGAUGAAGUCCAGAGGGGGGAAUUUGCCGAGUCGUGCUUCGUGCCUGGAAGCUGUGCUCAGUGCUAACAUCCACUUUGCUUCUGAAACACCUUCUGGUGUUUACUGAGAAAAAAGGAUUCAAAUAACAGUUUUAGGAAAAUUGUAAAAAUAAACUUCAGAUCUAUGAAGCAUUUUUGUGCACCUCCACAAUCAGAUGUUUUUUUUAUUAUUAUUAUUUGUAUGCGGGUUUUGUUUUCUUAGAGCUCUUCCCAAAAUCUAUCAUGUAUUUUUUUUUUCUUUUAUGGCUGUGAAUCCCAAGCCAUACCUUCAACAGCCUGUUUUGGAAAUGCGAAAUGUUGUACCCAACUGUGCAGCAUUAAAAAUGAACAAUUGCCAGAAAUGUUUUGUUGUGAAAUAUUUACUAUUAACUGUUGAUAAUGAACAGUUAAGACUGUUGGGUCCUCUCAUUUAAACAGGGGUAUCUUCUGUCAAUCAGUCACAGAAAAUCGUCUUUUUAUAGAAAUAUUUUUUUACUUUUUAGUCUGACAUGCAUUCUGUGUGUUUCAAAGCACUGAGCCUUUUUCUUACUGCAUCCUUAAAACCACGAAUUCACCCAGAUGUGUUCUGAACAUGUGUAAAUCAAACGAGUAGCACAGAAGUGUGGAGAAAUGCUCAUAAAGCACUGCAUCCUUAGUUUUUAUGAAUUAUCUUCAUGAUCUAUCAGGGCAUUCUGCUGUCAGAUGUGACACUGUUGUUCCCUUCAGUUCCACCCCUAGAUCUUAAGAGAUGUAAUGUCCGUGUUUACAGGUUAGGCUUUUUUUUGGGGGGGUGGGGAGAUCAGGGGGAUGAGAUGUCCAAACUAGCGUUUGACUGAGGGGGGUGGGGGAAUCUUCGAUCCUGUUGUAAAACGUAAUUUGUUUUGAGGCAUAGUUUUUUUUUGGGUAGGAAGGAAGGCAAUUGGAUACUUGAUCUGCAUUCCAUCUGGGACAUUGAUGUAAAUACUAGUCCUCA
Molecule: messenger RNA, 2846 nt
Organism: Lepisosteus oculatus (spotted gar)
Lineage: Eukaryota; Metazoa; Chordata; Actinopteri; Semionotiformes; Lepisosteidae
Gene: calr3a
Product: calreticulin 3a
Biological process (GO): protein folding
Cellular component (GO): endoplasmic reticulum membrane; endoplasmic reticulum
Molecular function (GO): calcium ion binding
Source: RefSeq, a predicted model, not a curated record